GACUGUCACUGUCAUGUUACGUCAAAAAGAAAAGUAUAAAAAAACUACCUAUUUGUAUUAUUAUAUUGAUUUGGAUUUGUAAAGGUUUUAUUUAUUUAUGCAGUUACCUGCUACAAAUCUUUAAACACACAUUAGUGAUUAGACACAUAAGCAUUUAUAAGUAUGAGUCCAGUGGAGAGUGCACCCGUUGCUGUCUUAAAUUGUAUUGAUGAUUAUGUUGAAUUAUUGUAUGAUGAUAUUCCAGAAAAAAUCAAAGGAUCUGCUCUUAUUCUACAACUAGCUAGAAAUCCUGAUAAUUUAAUUGAGUUAGCAAGAAAUGAGGCAUUAUUGAGUGCUCUCUCAAGAGUGUUGAGAGAAGAGUGGAAAAGAAGUAUUGAACUAAGUACCAACAUUGUUUAUACAUUUUUCUGUUUCUCUACAUAUAUUGAAUUUCAUUCUGUUAUAAUACAAUACAAAAUUGGGUCUUUGUGUAUGGAUGUAAUCGAUUAUGAACUAAAGAGAUAUGAUCAAUGGAAAGAAAGGGUUGAAGGCAAGAAACAAGUACUGACACCUGAUAAGAAUGAACUGCCAAAAAGCAGAAUACCAGAACCUAAGCGCCGCCCUAAAUCUGGCACUUGGGCUGUAGCUGAUGUUAACUUACAAAAAACACGUCAGUUGGUGUCCAGUUAUCAUGAAGACUUGUGCAAUGCCUCUGAUGAAUAUCUCUCGAAAAAUGAUGAAGAGCAGAUGAAGCGAAAAUUAAAGACAUUGUCUAAGCGACAAGAACAGCUUUUGAGAGUCGCUUUUUACAUGCUGUUAAAUAUUGCUGAUAAUAUUAAAGUUGAAGAAAAAAUGCAUAAAAAAGAUAUUGUUGGAUUACUCAUUGGUGCAAUGGAAAGACAUUCAAAUAUUGAUCUUCUCAUUCUCAUUGUAUCAUUUCUACAAAAGCUAUCCAUUUUUGUUGAAAAUAAAAAUUCGAUGACAUCUAAAUCGAUUAUUGAAAAAUUGGCUCCUCUACUGGAUUCAUCCAAUGCUGACCUGGUCAAUGUUACUUUGAAACUUCUCUUUAAUUUAACAUUUGACACGAAAUUACGGAACAAAAUGAUUAAAGUUAACCUUUUACCAAAGUUUAUACAAUUCACAAGCGAUGAUAAACACAUAAACUUGGCAAUGAAAAUCCUUUAUCAUUUGAGUAUGGAUGAUCGCGUGAAGCUGAUGUUCACACAAUCUGAUUGUGUUAAAUUGUUGACGGACAUGCUGCUGCUGAACGUGAACAGCGAGUGCGGAAUGGAGGCGGAGGGCGGUGGGGGCGCGGGCACGACAGACGUGCUGCUGGCCGUGUGCGUCAACCUGGCGUGGUGCGAGCGCGCCGCGCAGCAGAUGGCGGCCGAGGGACGCCUGCGCGAACUGCUCGCACGCGCCUUCCGCCACAGGAACGCCAUGCUUAUGAAGCUCGUCCGCAACCUCUCACAUCACACACAAACCAAGCCUCUCUUUGUCGAAUUUGUAGGCGACAUAGCCGGGGCGGUGACAAGCGAGGAGGCGCCCGAGGAGUUUGUGAUCGAGUGUCUCGGCACUCUGAGCAACAUUCUGUGUCUCAGCAACAAUAUCGAUAUUUAUGCUGUUGUUGAAAGAUACAAUCUUAUACCGUGCAUAAUGAAGAUUCUAGAUCCAGAGAACGAGCGGGACCCGGAGCUGGUACUGGAGGGCGUAGUGGCGGCGGGCGCGCUGGCUGCGGAGGAGCGCGCGGCGGGUGCAUUGGCAGCAGCGCGCGGCGGACACGCGCUGGUAGAGCUGCUGCGCCUGCGCCAGGCUGACGACGAGCACGUGCUGCAGACCGCCUUCGCCUUCCGCCAGAUGCUGUCGCAUCUUGCCGCCGCUGACUACCUCGUCAAUCAAACCGAAGCACCAGCCUACCUUAUUGACCUGAUGCAAGACAAAAAUGUCGAAAUACGAAAAAUGUGUGACGCGUGCCUGGACAUUAUUUCUCAAAUGGAAAACGAUUGGGCGGAGAGAAUUAAGGUGGAGCGGUUCCGCUGCCACAACGGGCAGUGGCUGUCGAUAGUGGAGACGCUAGGUGAAGGCGCGGGCGCGGGGACGGGCGCGCCGGACGCCGCCGAAGACCUGCCGCCCUACCUCUCUGCGGACUACCUCACCACGCACCGUCUCACCACUGCAGAUUCUCAAAACUCACUGGAUGAUGACUCUGACAGUUUAUCUGGUGACGGGGACUUCAAUCGAAUGAACAGCAGGAAUACUUCAGAUGCGCAUACAGAUGAAAUGUACGCAACGCUGGAUUCCUUAUCUGACAAACCCUUAGAUAGCAGUGCGCUCACCAAUAGCGAUUUAAAAUUACUCGCUUGAAAAUGAUGCUUUCUACUCGUUAAUUAUAGUAUUUCGGUAGCUGCGUAUAUUGAAUAUGAUAAUAUUAAUACUCAUCGCAAAAUAUUGAAAUUAAUAGUCAUAAUUUGGUAGUUUCAAAAAAAUGAUUUGAUUUUUGUACAUAUGUUUGGUUCUUUGAUAAACAAUAACAGUAACAUUUGAAUAAAAUAAACAAUAUCUCAACGAUCUUGGAAAAUUACGUUCAAUCGAAAUUUAAACUGGACAAUGUGAAUAGCUAUAAAAAACAAAAAAAAUAUAAUAUCAAAUAUAUUUACACCUUAGAGCUAAGUUUUUGGCGGUUGCAAAGCAGUAAUAAACAUCGUCCAAAGUUACAAGACUAUUGGGCUUCGUAAAACAUUUUUCUUUUACACACUGACAUUGUUCGUGCUUUCUGUCAAAGCUCGAUGCCUAUAUUUCGCCCUCCACACUAAUAUAUUAUUUGGCUUUGGUCACAAUAUGAAUUGAUCCAUAACACAUAUCCAAAUAUAUUGACACUAAUUACCAUUUAAUUGUACAUUGUGCAAGCUUAACUAUGUCCUAGUUAUAUGUAUUUUAAUUUUAUUUAACGUCAGUAUUUAGUAUGUAGUGAAUGAUUUUUGUAAGUAGGUAAUAUUUUAUUAUACAUUCACAUAUUACAUGCUUCUGAAAUGCUUACAUAAAAGAGUGCAUAUUACAAAACAAUUGGACAGCUCGGAACAUCGAUCGAGAAUUUGCACAGAACAUAAUUUUAGGUGUUAGCAGAAGGUAAAGAGAUGCGCGGUUUUUCGUUGUACUGUAAAUGUUGGUUAGUGUUGUUAUACUGUCAUUAUUAUUAAUUAUGAUCUCAUAAAUAUUUAAACGUGCUGUGCUAUUGCAAUUAAAAUAUUUUAAUCAAAUAAAU
Molecule: messenger RNA, 3241 nt
Organism: Papilio xuthus (Asian swallowtail)
Lineage: Eukaryota; Metazoa; Arthropoda; Insecta; Lepidoptera; Papilionidae
Gene: Kap3
Product: kinesin associated protein 3
Exons: 12
Coding region: 163-2343 (726 amino acids)
Biological process (GO): cilium organization; microtubule-based movement
Cellular component (GO): kinesin II complex; axoneme; ciliary transition zone
Molecular function (GO): kinesin binding
Source: RefSeq, a predicted model, not a curated record